Molecule: messenger RNA, 3532 nt
Organism: Drosophila takahashii
Lineage: Eukaryota; Metazoa; Arthropoda; Insecta; Diptera; Drosophilidae
Gene: Dif
Product: Dorsal-related immunity factor
Biological process (GO): non-canonical NF-kappaB signal transduction; response to cytokine; canonical NF-kappaB signal transduction
Cellular component (GO): nucleus; cytoplasm
Molecular function (GO): RNA polymerase II cis-regulatory region sequence-specific DNA binding; DNA-binding transcription factor activity, RNA polymerase II-specific
Source: RefSeq, a predicted model, not a curated record
CCGCCGACGGAUGUGAAUACGAAGCGCCGACUUAACCACUAUAUAAAGAGUAUUGUGCAAGUCGCACGCGACUAUAUAAACGCUAAAGUAUUGGUUAAUUAUACGCAACACGACAACUACAAAGUGAACUACAGAUGUGUGUAUAAAUCAAUGUCCGCUUUUAACAGGCGGCUGCAGUGCCAAUAAAAAUAAAAAUAAUAUAUAAAGCUAAGCAACUACGGCGUUUGCUGGAGCAACUUUUGUUUUUGUUUUUAAUUUCUUCAUACAUUUUUGGCGCGCCUUUUGUGAGUGAAGCGCGCGCGAUAAGUCGGACAAACAAACCAAAAAUCAAGGGAAUCAUAAAAAACAAAAUUUAAUCAAUUACACGUGUCGGCACAAACAAAGAGAUAAUUCGAUUAUUGUCUCGCCAAGUGCAGUCGGAUCAAAACACAAAAUUCAAUCUGAACGUAAUAAAAUUGUUUUCGCAGAAUACCAUUCCAUAAAAGGCAAUCAACAGUGUAAUCCCAAUGUUUGAGGAGGAGGCUUUUGGCGAUUUACAGGAAAUUAUCAAUGCCAGCAUGGAGUUGAACGGCGGCGCCACCGGAGAAGGCAGAGUGGGAGGAGCUGGAGGAGGAGGUGCUGCACAGCACAUAUUAUCGCAGUCGACUUCCUUGCCGGUAAUGCCCUCGCACUUGCCGCUCCACCUGCAGAACCAGAGUCAGAAUAUGAAUCAGAAUCUGCCCAAGCCAAGUGCUAGGAGUGGACCCUACCUGCGUAUCGUGGAGGAGCCGACGAACCACAUAAUCCGAUUUCGCUACAAGUGCGAGGGUCGCACGGCCGGCUCCAUUCCGGGAAUGAACUCCAGUUCGGAAACGGGCAAGACCUUUCCCACCAUCGAGGUUUGCAACUACGACGGUCCCGUCGUCAUUGUGGUGUCCUGUGUGACCAGUGACGAGCCCUUUCGCCAGCACCCCCACUGGCUGGUCAGCAAGGAGGAGGCCGAUGCCUGCAAGUCGGGCAUAUACCAGAAACGGUUGCCGCCAGAGGAGCGACGACUGGUGCUCCAGAAAGUGGGCAUUCAGUGCGCCAAGAAGCUGGAGAUGCGCGACUCGCUGGUGGAAAGAGAGAGAAAGAAUGUCGAUCCGUUUAACGCCAAAUUCGAUCACAAAGACCAGAUUGACAAGAUCAAUAGGUAUGAGUUGCGCCUCUGCUACCAGGCUUUCAUCACUGUGGGUAACUCCAAGGUGCCCCUGGAGCCCAUCGUUUCCUCCCCGAUUUACGGCAAGAGCAACGAGCUGACCAUCACCCGGCUGUGCAGCUGCUCGGCCCAAGUCACCGGCGGCAGCGAGAUCAUCAUGCUGUGCGAAAAGAUCGCCAAGGACGACAUAGAGGUGCGAUUCUACGAGACGGACAGGGACGGACGGGAGACGUGGUUCGCAAACGCCGAGUUCCAGCCCACUGACGUUUUCAAGCAGAUGGCCAUCGCCUUUAAGACGCCUCGCUACAAGAACACUGAGAUCACGCAAAGUGUCAAUGUGGAGCUGAAGCUGGUGCGACCCUCGGAUGGAGCGACGAGUGCCCCGCUGCAGUUCGAGUACUACCCAAAUCCAGGUACGGUAACCUUUGCCCGGCUGCAGCGAAAGCUGAAGCGCCGUCAGGAGCUGGACGUGUUCCAGCAGAUUCUUUCCCUCGACAGCGAAACCACGGCCACGAAAUACUCGUGCCCGCCAAUGGAACUGGAGGAGGAUAACAAUACGGUUUCAUCCGACGAUCAGCAGAGUUCGGGAACUCUGAACGAGUUCGAGAUAGCGGUCAAGAAGCUGCAAAUGCGUCAACGGGGUGAAUCACACGAGAUGGAUGGGGGCACGGUUACCGAGUACACGGAUAACGAUAACGAGCCGGAUAUGGAAAUUGAGCUGGAGGUGCCGCAACUGUUGCCCCAACUGGCGGACGACUGCACCCAGACAUCCACGCCCAUGGAGGAGAUCCUGCAGCAUCCCCAGCUGCAACCUCGACCCCUCACAAAUGUGGACAAAAUCACCGAGUGGAUGAAGAGCAGCGAGUUCGAGAGAACGGAUAGCCUGACGGUGGAAAACGGGGACACCCAAUCCCUUUCGAAUAGCACGGCCCAAACAGCCUUUACCAAUGUCAGCAGUUUGACCGCCAAUACGACCAUAACGAACCAGUUGGAGGAGGAGGCCCACGGUCUUCUGGCCAAUGGUUCUCGCAGGGAUACCCUCGAGAAUCCGGCCGUUAAGGAGCUGCCGGAAAACGAAAAAGAACCGGAAAUGGUUUCAGCCAGUGCUCAAGCCUCUGUGGACUUGGAUGAGAACUUCGAUGAGACAGCCACCUAUACGAGUCUGCAGAUAGCCUUUAAUAAUCCCAUAGAUAUAGGGGUGCCCAAGGAGAGCAAGCAGGGAAUACAGAUCUAUCCACCCACCAAUCCGUUUGGCCAGCUAGAUGAAGCCGAGCUGGUGGUACUGACAAAUCCCCCAGCUCCCAAGAUACGAGUGAAUGCUGCUCAGACCCCAGCCACGCCUCCUGGCUCACCGCCCCUGCCGCUGCCACCCCGAACUCCUUCACCCGUUUCGGACCAAAGACUACCUCCCUUGCCACCGAAACCGCAGAGAAACUCCCAGGAUCUGAGCAUCGUCAGUGAUUCGAUCUCUGUCAGCCGCUCGAGAAAUGGCAGCCUGAGCUCGAAUAGAACCACACCCUCGCCCAUCAUCAUAAUGCGAACCCCCGAUCAAAGUCCCACCAAAAGGCAACCCACCCCAAGUGCUUCCCCGAAGAAGCGUCAGGGAUUCUUUUCGAGAUUCUUCUCGCGCCGCAGGAGUAGGGCGGAUGACGAGGAAUCCCAGACACCCGGUGGCAGUCCCAAUAAACAAUUAGCUGGUGGAUCCAAGGCCACCACACCCACCGGCAGUAGGGAGCCCAGCGUGGCGCACUUUUCUCUGGGGGAUCCCAAUCGCAGCUCCACACGGUCCAUGCAGCCACUGGGAAAAAGCGAGGGCAGAAAUGGCAAGCCAGUUGGUCGAAGUUCCAGUAGUGUGUCGGGAAAGAGACCCGCCCACCUGGACGCGGAUGUGAUCCACAUACCACUGAAGGGAGGCGAUAGCGAGAACAGUUUGCUUCGCCCGGAGAGCUACUCGAAUGCCAGCACCCUCAGUUACGGACGGCCGCUGGACAGGAAGACCCUGAGCACUCUGCAACUGGCGGAUAUUCCCAUCAGUGAUGGCAACAUGGAGUUGAUAGCCAUUGCCGACAGGCAGAGCAUCAAGAAUCUGUGCGAGGGAGCCUACGGUGUGGUCUUGGAUCCCAGUGUGGAUCUCUCCGAGGCGGAGCACUUUGCCCUGUACACAACCAAGAGUCCGGAGCCUCCGUUUGGCGGAGAGUUUGGAGAAGGUGGAGCAGCAGGUGGUUCGGCAGAUGGUCAAGUGGCAACUACGGAUUUUCUCAGUGCGGAUGAAAUAGCUCGACGGCUGGCGGAGGCAAAUGGAUUGGAGUAGUGUGAUGGGGGUGAUGAGAGGUUGCGGAUAACUGAUUUGAUGCC